ACUUAUGGCACUUCACCGAAGGGGAGGCAAGACCGUGCGUAAAAGCUGAAGUUUACCACAGCAGCUGCGCAACAUCGGAGGAAGCUCGGCAAUAAUUCUCAUCUCCUCGAGUGAAGACGCGAAAACAUAAACAGUGACGGAGAGAGGGGCAGGAAAGUUGGUUGUAUGGCACCGCAGUCGUGCGUAAUGAAUCCUGCGCAAGGAUCACCGCCCUCGGCUGCUCCCGGGGAGACCUCACCGGAGGAUAGAGUCGCUGGUGGCAUCGGAACUGACGAGCUGGACCUGUCACCUGUCAGAAGAUGCAAGACCAAAAGUUUAGAUCUGCCUUUCAGCGUGGAAUCCCUCAUAUCGGACAGGACGCCGUGCAGAAGCCUCCACUCCCCCGAACCCGGCUCUGGUUGCGUCCGAGCGGAGGAGACCGAGUGUGCGUCACCGAGGGGACUUUAUCAGUCUCAACCGGAGGCGGUGGACCUCAGCGACAAGGAGACGGGCUCCUGGUUUCAGGCCCCUUAUGCGUCCCCUUCAAGACUUCCCAGCCCGAACCCGUGCAAUCUACGGAAACACAAGAACAACAGGAAACCCAGAACUCCCUUUACAACCUCUCAGCUGCUUUCUCUGGAGAGGAAGUUUCGUCAGAAACAGUACCUCUCCAUCGCGGAGAGAGCGGAGUUCUCCAGCUCCCUGAGCCUCACAGAGACCCAGGUCAAGAUCUGGUUUCAGAACCGCAGGGCCAAGGCCAAGAGACUGCAGGAGGCCGAGCUGGAGAAGAUAAAGCUGGCCGCCAAGCCGCUGCUGCCGGCCUUCGCCUUUCCCUUCCCGCUGAGCGCACCCGUGGGCGCACCGGCCCUGUACGGGGCCCUGAACGGACCGCGUCCUGCCUUACCCGUCCCGGGACUAUUCAGUGGACCGUAUGGGAUGUACUACUUGUCUUAACUCUAACUUUGAGCUGCUUCUUUGGGAGAGUUGCCUUUAAAAACAAAUGCCUUCAUACAGCAGAUAACCAACGUUGCAAAAGUGUCCAUCUUUUGAAUCAGUGUGUCUGAAAUCUCAAAUUAAAUCAUAUGUGAAAUGUUUUUCGUUUUAAGAAAGAUUUAACGAUGCGUUAAAAAAAUGUUUUACGCAGUGGUUCAUUCAAAGAACAAAAAUAUUUUCACUCGAUUGUAAUUUUUCAGAAAUUCUCAUUAAUUUUCAGUCAACAAAUAUUUACAUUUUAUUUUAGGGUAAGUUAUUUAACAUGGUCAUUUUUGCAGUGCAUCAGUAAAAUCCCUUUUUCUCCCAUGAAGACUCUUGCUGAGCUCAUUUUAAAUUUAGAAAUUUCAUUUGUACUCUAAAGGUUUUCUGUCUCCACACAGAUAUUCAGUAACUACUUUUUCCAAGUAAUUUUAUUGUUGCCACAGAAAAUGACAUAAUUAUUAAUAAGCCUGCAUUUUUGAUUUGAAAGGACCAAAAAACUCAUGACCGCCCUUUAAAAAAACUGUUUUUUUUUUUUUUUUUUAAACAUUUCUAUUGUAGAGGUGUUUGAAAAAUUCUCACUUUGCAAAACUGUUUUAAUUUAAUUAUAGGAGUAUAGAAAACACAGAGGCACAUCAAUAAUAUUAUAAAGGAUAAUGUUUGGCAAUUUUCUAUAUUUUUCAGAGCUUCAUUGUUCAAAAACUGUCAGGAAACACAUAAUUGAGCCACAUAGUUGCACUGGGUGACAUGUUUCUUCAUUACUAAAUACGCAGGCACUAUAGUGUAUUUAGGAACAGAUCCACAAAUAAACCCCAUAACUUUUACACUCUGACACUUUAACUUUCCAGAGAUGUGAAAGUAAUGGCUGUUAAUAGUUUGUUUCAUUGGAUUUGUGGACUAUAACAAUGCUUUAAUCAGCCACUGAGCGAGGCCCUUAAAACCCUGACACAUUUGUUGCAUAAUCUGAGGGAUUUAACUGGUUAAUAAGACUAAUACAGCUCAGUCAGACGUUUAUGUAAGAUAAACAGAAAAUAAAGAGUGUGAUUGGUACACAAGCCCCUUCAGUCUGCAGCUUCAAUGUCAUUUAACUCAGAGCAGCCUAAUAUAGACAUAGAUUUCCAUAUUUUAGAUAAGUCUUCACAAGUAAUAAUGCAUCCAACAUCUACCACACAACCAUCAUGGAACAGAAUAUGAAGUACUCAUUUGUGCCUUUCAGUUGCUGUUGUAAUGAAAUUUGUGUGAAUUUUUGUACACUGAUAAAUGUUUACCCUUUGCUCUUUAGCUCUAAAGUGCUGCAGACUCAACUAAAACUAUAAGAUUUUUACUUUUCAAAUUGACUAUAACAACAAUCACAUAAUUUCUUUGUUUCUGACCUGUCAACAAAUUGCCACAUUUAGAAAUUGACCAUAAAUCUGCUUUACUCUUGUCAUUAUACCUCAAACGGGGAAUGUUUUUGCACAGAUGGUAAAAGAGCUCUGCAAGACCUGUUCCAUUACUACAUGUAAAUAAAAGUCCUUGCCUAUUUUUGCAAACACUCAAAGUGCUAAACAUGGCUGAUAGACUUGUAUUGGUCAUUAUUGUACAGUGUAUUUUAUAUUUCAUGAGUGAAAUUGUGUUUUGUACAAUUAUUAAAGUCUAUUAUGUAAAUUCUGA
Messenger RNA from Amphiprion ocellaris (clown anemonefish), 2604 nucleotides. RefSeq names its product muscle segment homeobox 3 (gene msx3). Gene Ontology annotation, molecular function: RNA polymerase II transcription regulatory region sequence-specific DNA binding; DNA-binding transcription factor activity, RNA polymerase II-specific. The coding region runs from base 166 to 933 and encodes 255 amino acids. Gene Ontology annotation, biological process: embryonic morphogenesis; regulation of transcription by RNA polymerase II. Gene Ontology annotation, cellular component: nucleus. NCBI's taxonomy places the organism in Eukaryota, Metazoa, Chordata, Actinopteri, Pomacentridae. The transcript is spliced from 2 exons. The record is from RefSeq and is a predicted model, not a curated record.